AUGGAGCUCCACUAUCUUGCUAAGAAGAGCAGCCGGGCAGCCCUGUGUGAUGCUGUGGACUGGAGUUCAGGAGGGCUUCCCAGGGACCAGGCAGAUGCAGCAGCCACUAAAGCUGCUCUCUGCUGCCAGAGACAUUGUACGUCGGCACCAAGAGCACCAGAGAUGGAAGGGUCUAAACUUAGCCCUUCUCCAGCAUCCCCUUCCCCCUCCCUGCAAGACAGUGCUAUUCAGCCAGACUUCUUGCCACCAGGGCUUCUCAACUCAGGAAACAACCAAAUAACAGCAGAACAGAAAGUCUGCAACUGCUGUAGCCAGGAAUUAGAAACCUCUUUUACCUAUGUGGAUCAGAAUGUCAACCUGGAGCAAAGGAACCGGCGCUCCCCUUCAGCAAAAGGGAGUAAGCACCUGGUAGACCUUGGCUGGGAAAAUCCAAAUGAGUGGUCCCACGAGGCUGCCAUAUCACUGAUAUCCGAAGAUGAAGAUGAUACAAGCUUGGAAGCCACCUCUUCAGGGAAGUCAGUAGACUAUGGUUUCAUAAGCGCCAUCUUGUUCUUGGUCACUGGCAUCUUGCUGGUGAUCAUCUCUUACAUUGUCCCACGGGAUGUGACUGUGGAUCCCAACACUGUGCCGGCCCGGGAGAUGGAACGUCUGGAGAAGGAGAGUGCGAGGCUGGGGGCUCACCUGGACCGCUGUGUGAUUGCGGGCCUCUGCCUUCUCACGCUUGGGGGGGUCGUUCUUUCCUGUUUGCUAAUGAUGUCCAUGUGGAAGGGGGAGCUAUAUCGGCGUGACAGGUUUGCCUCUUCCAAAGAGUCUGCGAAACUCUACGGUUCCUUCAACUUUAGGAUGAAAACUAGCACUAAUGAAAACACCCUGGAGCUGUCCUUGGUAGAGGAAGAUGCUCUCGCUGUACAGAGUUAA
Molecule: messenger RNA, 918 nt
Organism: Eubalaena glacialis (North Atlantic right whale)
Lineage: Eukaryota; Metazoa; Chordata; Mammalia; Artiodactyla; Balaenidae
Gene: TMEM74
Product: transmembrane protein 74
Exons: 1
Coding region: 1-918 (305 amino acids)
Source: RefSeq, a predicted model, not a curated record